This is a messenger RNA of Neurospora tetrasperma FGSC 2508, 1029 nucleotides long. RefSeq lists its product as uncharacterized. The coding region runs from base 1 to 1029 and encodes 342 amino acids. Lineage: Eukaryota; Fungi; Ascomycota; Sordariomycetes; Sordariales; Sordariaceae. The record is from RefSeq and is a predicted model, not a curated record. The transcript has a single exon.
AUGGCCAGUCUCGCCCUCAGUAUCGAAUGCUACGUCGUCUUCAGGGUAGAUCCUCCCUUUCUGCUGCCGUGGCUAUCACCGUGGGAUGCGAGGAUCAGGCCUCGUGGGUUUGAUUUCGAAGAGAACUCGACAUCCAUAAAGGUAGUAGCGAUGGACAAAUUUGCUAGGGGUUUCGACGCUUCUAUCCUUGACCGCGAGUCCUCGCCUACGGAAAGGAUCAGGCCUAAGACUCCCACUCACAUAUCUCCACCAUCUAGCCCGACGCCUUCGAGACCUGGAGGGCCGCGACCGAUGAUGCCAGCGAAAUCGGAUAGUGUCCUGAGCGGCUCAACGCUUCAUGAUGGUCAUAGUGUUGACGGCGCAUCCGGAUCAGGUCAUACUCUCCCAAAGCCGCCAUUGGCGACUUACCAGAACAUUGAACCACAACGCAUAAUGCCAAAGGCUCCUGUCCCUCAGGCAUCAAAUCACAACUACUCCAAUUCUUCCGAGACCUUCACCAAUGUCCCACUAUCUCCCACCCCCUAUCUCGCGCAGACUCCCCAGCCUUGGAGUUCACAGCCGGCCCUGACACAAACACCAUCGACAAUGGCCAGCCCACAAGCACCGUGCCCCCCUCCUCCACAGGCUUCUAACAUGUCGUAUGCGGAAGCGCAACAGCAGCAACAGCAGCAGCAACAAGGCCAUUAUUACCAACAAUACCCGCAGCAUCCUCAUCAAUAUCAACCCUACAGCCCUCCGCAAUAUCAUUACGGCCCGCCUCCGCAAGUUCAGCACGUACCCGUCCAACAGCCACCUUACUACCAACAUCAAUACCAGUAUCACCCAAGUCAGUCAUCAACACAAUGGGCGUAUCCUCAGCAACCAACUGCCGUUUAUGGGACGCCAGGACCAGGGAAUGUCUCGCCCAUGCCGUCAACCCCAGAUUACCGGGAUGCAGACAGUGAACCGGUGUCGCCGUUAACCCGACAGAGCAGUGGGAUGAGCGCGCAAGUGAGGAGCAUGCCGGGAACGUUUCGGGACGGGAGUUAG